AGCUCCGCCCACUGAGCCCGAGCGUUAGGUUGCGCGAGGGCUGCAGUUUCAGUUUGUUUUAUUCACCAUUUUGUGUAGCUGAAGGUAAAAUAUUAAAGUAAAAGCCUUCAGCGCAGCAGAGCUUUCCACCCGUUUUAUUUACUUUUGCGAUUCGGGGAAAAAGGGGGUGGUGGUGUUUUUUAUGCGACGUUACUCUGUCAGUUGGUGAACCUAUUUUUUAUUUUCUCCCUUUUUUUAAAAAAAAAAAAAAAACAAAAACACACAAAUCCUCCACAGUGUUCCUGCAAAAAUGUCAAGACCAGUGAGGAACAGAAAGGUGGUGAAUUAUUCACAGUUCAACGAAUCUGAUGAAGCAGAUGAGUAUGAGCAAGACACGGAUAAGCCCAAGAAGAUGCGCGCAGCGCCGCGUGAAAUCAAGCACAAGAAGUCCAAGAACUCACAGGAGGAAAGUGAGGACUCCGAUGACAAACUCUCCAAACCUAAAAACGAUUCUGCAGAUGAUUUCGGCAGCGAUGAAGACAACGACUUUGGGGAGGAAGAGGAGGAGGACGAAGACGGAGGAAGUGAUUAUGAAGCCAAAAAAGGGAAGAAGGGGAAGAAGGGUAAAGUGGAGAAGUCUAGUAGAAGGUCACUGAAGAGGAAACGGGAUUCGGCAGAUGAGAGUGAUGAGGAUAAGGAGGUGAGCCGGAAGCCCAGGCAGGUGAGACAAGCCGCCUCCAAGGCUGCGUCCAAACAGAGAGAGAUCCUGCUCGGGGACCGAGGGAGCGAGGAUGAGGAUAAAGACGAAGAUGAGCACGCAUACAUGGACCAAGAGUCCGGUAGUGAUGAGGACUUCAUGGUGGACGACGAUGACGACAGUGACUACGGUCAUUCCAAAAAGAAGGGCAAGAAAGUGAGCCAGAGAGGACGAAAGGUGGAAAAGAAGGAGAAGAAAUCCCCUAAACCCAGACUAAAGGCCACAGUCACCCCGAGCCCCAUGAAGGGAAAGGGCAAAGGUCGCCCGAGUGCAGCGAAGGCCCUGGAGAAGUCCUCGCCUAAAGAGGAGGAGGAGCCCGAGAGCCCACCAGAGGACGAGGAGGAGGAUGAGGUGGAGAAGAAGAGCUCGCCGCUGCCGUCUGCCAAAAAGAAGAAGAACACCCCUGAUGAUGAGGAAGACGAGGAAGAGGAGGACGGUUCAGAAGAAGACGCGCCAUCUGGGGAAGAUUAGCCACCUUGCUACUCGUUCGCUCUCUCUCCUUUCUUUUUCUGUCUGUUUUUUUUCUCCUUUUGAGGUUUUUUUUUUUUUUUAUUUCUCUGUGGUGACCUGGCUUUUUUAAAACCUACAGUUUCUGUAUCAUAAAACCGCAUUGUCCCGGGAUGCAUCAGUCCGCGUAUGUGCGUGUGUGUGAGCGAGAGUGAGAGGUGUGUGUGUGUAUGUGUCUGUGUGUGAUGGAUUUGUUUUUUUAUUUAUAGGUAAGAACUAUAAGGAAAGCCCGACGCUCCUCCACUGCUAAUGGGCUGCUGCUCUAACGGUUCUUCUUGAGUUCUGGUAUCAUCUCCACAUACUUCCUGGUGUUUCCCGGCGUUGGUCCUGGUGUUUUUCCUGCUCUAACACACUUGCCUUGACUUUUUCCAGCUCCUUCAAGCGGUAGAAACACACACCGACAAACAGUUACACAUUUUAUCAUUUUAUGAAUCUGGAUUGACAGUUGCGUAACUUUCGCCUCGUGGAAGCCCCGCCCCCUUCUCCACAGCUCAUAUUAGUGAGCUUUCAGCUGGUGCUUGAUUUUCUCGCUUGAAAGAUGCGCUGAUGGUUUCUGUCACGGCAAAUGGAGAAUGUUUCAAGUGCGUUAAUGUGAAAUAAAAUCUAUCAGUGUGUGAGUUUAGACAAUUAUAUAUUCAACAGCAAGUAAAUAUGUUUAGUAAAGAUGCCAUUGCCGUUUUGACCAUUUCAGCUGAAAAGUAAAUCAGCCUUCAGUGAGCUGUCAAAUAAUUUUAAUGCUAAUUAUAAUUAGAAGGUGUUUCAAAACAUGGUGGUGUGAUUGGCGUGUGUGUGUAUAUACACAGAGUUUUACAGUAAACACUCCCAAACGCUGCAGCGAGUCGUAAUCGUAACUUAGCACGCAAACAGCCAGCUAAUAUUUUCUGACUAGCAGGGUUACUGGGUUGCCAGAUCACAGGAAUCGCACGUUACAACAAAUUACGGUUUUAAAAUCUUUUCCAAUUGAUUAUGUAGUGAAUAAAUAAGUAAUAGCUAUGCUGCGUGAGUCAUAACUACUAAUCCCGUCUGUCUGUACAGUCUAAUAGUGUAAUAUCAAGAACAGUCCAGUUUAAUAAGAAAAAAAAAAUCAACCAACAAAUUGUUUCAGGGCUUUUUAAAAAUCAUUUAAACUGUGAGUAAUGUCUAAACACUGCUUUAGAACCAAUCUGAGCCUUUUACAUGUCGAGUGGUCGGUCUGAUCCGACUCACCUUCCGUGUGGUGUGUGUAAAAAGUGAAUUUUAUUUAUAAAGUACAUUAAAAACAAUAAAAGUUAGGGUGGUGGAGUGUUUGAGCAGGAAAACACGAAGAUAUGUAGUAGAAGGUUAUAACAGAGCCAGGAUUUAGGAAACGCCCCUUUCCCGACUUUUUAGUUUUAAAUUUUCUUUCCCCCGAUUGCUGUGACUGCUAGGAACUCAGCUUUCAUUACGCUAAUGUUUUUCAUUUUUGACAGAAUUUCCAACAAUAAAGUCAACGUCCUGUUUUUUUUUUUUUUUUUUUUUUUUUUUUUUUUAUCCUUCAAUAUUUUGUAUUGAACUUCUAAAAUUAGUCUUUUAAACCAGAGAUGUGCAAGUGACUCCCCCUUUUGUUUUCAUCUCCUAAAAUAUGAACGUUAGUCAUUUAAAACCAGAGCCAUGCAUGUGACAAAUUUUUUUUUUAACUAGCUUAAUUGGUUCCUUUUCCUAAAAUAAUGACAAAUUUCUCAUUUCGAGCGAAUGAAGGCGGUAAAACAGCGUCACACAGCAUCCAGCACACAUUUGUGUUAAUCCACGUAACUUUGUUUUGAGAGCUUCCUUUUGUUUGUAUGUUUGUUUUUUGUCCUUUAAUUUGUAGUUUUCAUUUCAUCCACUACUUCAUCUCAUAUCGAAAUCGUCUCUGCGGUUUUAACGUACAUUGCGUGAGUGUUCCAGUUUGUGUGUGUGUGUGUGUGUGUGUGUGUGUGUGUGUGUGUGUGUGAGUGAGAGAGAGAUGUAACGGUAUAGGAUGUUUUAAAAGAAGGUUUUUUCCUCCUUCUUCUUCUUCUUCUUCUUCUUCUUUUUGGUGUUGAUUUGAGCCCUUGCACGCUUUUUACACACUCUGCUUUUAGCCAGAGAUGUAAAUGUAAAUGCUUUAACGCUCUGGAAAAUAUUUCUCAUUGGACUCCAGCAGCAAGAACCUGCUUUAUUUGCUGCAUUAUUAACGUUUUAAACCGAGAUCUGACUUCUUGCAGCCUGCACUGAGGAGUUUCUUUCAUAGCCGUAAGCGCUGGAAAGUCGAGGAACUUGUUUUUCCUCGCAGCGUUGAAGUGAAGGUGAAUUUAUCUAAACCAGAUCGAGGAGUUUGUAACGUCCUGUUCACCCUCCGCCUCUGUUCCCGUUCCAGCUUCAGUGCUUUAACAUGAUGGACUAUGAUCAUUACUUCAUCUGUACAGUCUGUUCAUGUGCAUGAACUCCUCAUGAGGCUUAAUAGCAACCUAACAACACGGUUCUGUCAUUUUUGUGCCAGGCAUCACUGCGUAUCUCCCUGUACCGUAAUGUACCGUACCCUAACCCUUUAACUCUUCCGGUUUCCCAACAAGUGUGUUGUCUCAUUGUUUUUCAACCCUCAAAUCCCACCCCCCAAAAAAUGAUGCUUUUUUUUUAUUUUCUCUCAUUCUCCUCAGAAUUUUUGUAAUUUUUUGUUUU
This is a messenger RNA of Pangasianodon hypophthalmus (striped catfish), 3901 nucleotides long. It is a transcript of the gene nucks1a, whose product is annotated as nuclear casein kinase and cyclin-dependent kinase substrate 1a. The record is from RefSeq and is a predicted model, not a curated record. Lineage: Eukaryota; Metazoa; Chordata; Actinopteri; Siluriformes; Pangasiidae. Gene Ontology annotation, molecular function: double-stranded DNA binding; single-stranded DNA binding. The transcript is spliced from 8 exons. Bases 290 to 1207 code for a protein of 305 amino acids. Gene Ontology annotation, biological process: interstrand cross-link repair; double-strand break repair via homologous recombination. Gene Ontology annotation, cellular component: cytoplasm.